GCUGCUCUUCAGAUUGAAGAAGGACUGGCAGAAGGUUGAAAAAGGCUAAUGUAACUGGGAUGGUCUGAGGAUCUAACUGAGAAAAGAGCUAGGGAAAGCAGUAGUAAUAAUAGUAAGUUAUUAUUAUACCUUUUACUGAGUUCAAGGGCAUUCAGAAAGGGAUUAUAUGCCUGUAAGCUUGGCUCUUUUAACUGUAUUAACCUAGUUUAGGUUCUCCUCCCUGCAGCCUUGGUGUUUGGCAAAGGCCAAGUUAACUGCAUUUUGGAAACUACCCCACCUCGACGCGCAGUGUGUGGAAACUGAGCAGCCUCGGACCCCCAGCGCUUUCCCCGGAGCCCGGGCACGGCGCCUCGGCCAGGCUCGGACGGCGCUGGGCGGGGAGGGUACAAGGGCUCCACCCCGAGCCCGCCGGUCGGCGCUGGCUGCGGGUGGUCCCUGGCGGGGCGGGGCAAGGGGCUAACGGCCGCGCGCCGCGGCGGGGCGGGAAGGGCGCGCGGCUGAGGGCGGUGUCUCGCUCGCCUCAGGCCGCGGGAGGGGCCGGUACCGCGGUCGCCGUCGUGGCUGAGCAGAACCGCUCCCGCUGCCGGAUGAGCAGAAGAAGAAGGGAUUACAACCAAAAUGGAAAAUCAAAAGGUGCAGAAAAAACAGUGUGAUGUGAAAACAGAUCUGAACUUACUGCUUGAAUGCCUUAAAUACCAGAUGGACUGCCCUGUAUCUCAGAAAGAGGCUUUGAUCACUAUUUAUUCAAUUUGUCAACAAAACAGUGAAGCAAGCGAAUAUUUUCGAGAAAUUGGUGGUUUGAUGUUUAUAAAUGAUCUUGCAAAGUCAAGUGUUCAUUGCAUAGUAAAGGAAGCGGCUUUAUUUGCAUUAGGAAUUAUAAUGGAGAGUAAUGUUUAUUGUCAACAAACUUUGUGUACUUCUGCAUUGUUUGAAGACCUCAUUUUAUUUUUGAUUAAUAAGGAUUCUGGUGUGAACUUGAAAAGAAUGUCUGUUUAUGUCAUCUUAGUACUGGUUUCAAAUAAUAAAAGUGGGCAAACCUAUGUCAGAGAUACAGGCUGCAUUGGUCUUCUGCUACAGUUAUUCAGAACAACUCUUUCCACAUCUGUGGUGAAUCUGUCAGAUGAAAAUACUAAUCAGUGCUAUCAGCUGUGGUCUUCAGUCUGCAGUACUCUCUGUGCCUGUGUUAACAAUCCUCAGAAUGAAGAUAAUCAAAACAUUUGCUGUUCAGUUUUUCCGUAUGCCAAAGAGUGGCUUGAAAGUUGCACAGAGCCUGAGAUAGUUCGUCCUAUUUGUUCAUUUGUUGGUCUUACAGUUGCAAAUAACUCAUAUGUGCAGAAAUAUUUUGUUUCUGUUGGAGGAUUGGAUACGUUAGCUAAAGUUCUCAUCAAGCUGAUGCAUGAUUCCUGUAUGAGUCACUCAAGCACAAAACUUGCAGUAGUAGUAACAAAGACUCUGGAUGCCUGCAUUGCUAAUGACUCUGCCAUGGGUGUUGUCUUGACAAAGUAUCACACUGUGUCAGAGCUACUGAAGCUGCUGUCCAAUGACACUCUGGAUACAGGAGAAAAAAUUAGUAUUAUUCUAACAAUUGGACACUGUACUGAAGUUUGCGAAGAAAACCAGUGUGAACUGCUCCAGAACAAUGGUCUUCCACUUAUGAUUCAAGUAUUAACUGAGUCUCAGGAUGAGGAACUAAACAAAGCUGCUACUUUUGUGCUGCAAAACUGCAAACAAAUGACUGAACAAUUGUCCCUGAAAAUAAAUGAUACUUCAUUAAACAUGAACAAUGCAGAAGAGUUGGAUGUGGAAGUCAGAAAAAGAAAUCUACAAGACUACUGGAAGAAAGCAAAAGAAAUUUUACACAGAAUAAACUUGAUUGAAAAAGAACAUGAUGAGGAAAGAGUGCAAGGAAGAGUAUUUGUAGACAGAUCUUCAGAAGCCAAUAUUGAAGCAUCAAAAUACUACGAAGUGAAUCCUGCUGAUCCAAACGCUUAUAUAGAAAGAACACAUAAAGUAGUACAUUGUCCACAGUUGACCUCUAAGUUGGAUGAUCAGGUUCUUGCUCAAUCUGUAAAUUCUUUUCCACUGAAAAAUGAAAUAGUGAACACUAUGGAUCCAGUAAAUGCUUCUACUAGACAAAGCGAACAGAGUAAUAUUCCAUGUUCAGUUAACAAACUGCAAGCAGACAGUGUACUUCAAAGUCACAGUAUAAAUGAAAAAACUGCUUGUGUAAAAAAUCAGUCUAUUCUUCAAGUAAGAACUGCAAAUGACUCUGGAAACCAGCAUCCUUUGAAAGCACUGCAUUCCAAAUGCUGGACCAGACAUGCUGAACAGCACUGCAAGGGAUGCUCAUCACAGAUCUCUGAUCAACAUUCAUUCUACUCAGAGAUAACCAAAGAAAAAAGUACUUCAACUACAUCUGCAUCCCAUAAAAUGGCACAUUUAAGGUGUUUAGGUUGUACAGCAGGAGGACUCUCCUUCAAUAGUAAAACCUUUACCAAGGUGUUGCAAAGUUGUCCAUACCAGUGUGAGAGUCACAAAGUCAUUCUGGAAGCUGAAGAGAGAUAUAAAAAGGAACUUCGCAAAUUGGCUGUUUGUAACAACAGUAGAUAUGCAACUCCUCAUGAAAAAAUACUGCUGACCCCAGUGAAGAAAGACAGACUGCAUACAGAAAUAUCAACUUUUAGGAGCAAAAAGGAUAGUUUCCAAAGUAUUCUUUUGACUCCAUUUAGAAAAACCAAAUCUAAUACUUCAAAUAGAGAUGAACAUAGUAAAAAUACUAGGUUGACUGAUGACUAUAACUUGAUACCUACAUAUGAAAAGUCUUUCAAAAAAACCCAAAAUGCUAACUUGAAGAGACAAAAAGUAGAAGAAAUGUGCAACCAGGAAUGUCAGUGCUUAAAAGAAAAUCGCAUAUAUUCACGUGACAAAGAUGAGAAAGGACGCACAAGUGUUGAUCUUUCCAAGAAAUACUACAGGUUACAGUUGCAAAGGCAAGAAAAAAACAAAGGUCAUCAAUAACAUCUUUCAAGAGUAUUUUGGAUUUUGUUGCAGAAUGUUGAAGAACAGCAUUUUUAACAGUGAGGUAUUGUCACAACAAUACGAGCCCUUGGAGAAUCCAGAUUGGCUCAGACUCAUGUUUUUCAGUGAUAACAUUCAGUGACAGAGUUGUUAUGCUUUGUAAAUUUAAAUUACAUGUAAUUUGAUAAGUUUUUUCCUAAAUAAUGCUAACAUAGCUAACAAUCUUUAUCAGUAAAAUUUAUGGGUUUUUUUCUAAACUUAAGUUAACCUUCUCGAACAUUUGAUUUAUGUAACAUUUGAUUUGGCUUUUUUUUAAUGUUUUUAUAGUUUGCUUUAUACCAUUUGUAAGAAAAGGCUAUAUUGCUAGAAUUAAUCUUUUAUGUCAGAAACUGGUAAGUGUUAAUGUUGUUGUGUCUGAAUGUUUCCUCUCAAUCAGUGAAAUGUUUAAGGCAGAUAAAAUAGUUUGUCGUGUGUUUAGUGUGCUGUGUGUGCAGAAAAAUAUAUCUAUGGCAGAAAACACCAAAUGUAUGGUUAAACACUGCUACAUGUAGUAGAUGAAUCUUAUCUUGGUACAGUACGUAAAUUGAAAUAGAAAGCUUGUGGAAAUGUCAGAACUUCUGGAUAGAAGAUUGCAGCUGAACCACACGCUAAGUAUUUCUUGCCUGAUAUCAAUGACUGGGAAAACAGUCCUGGACCUACAUAAAAUACUUCAGCAUUGAACUAAGUUGAGUGCAGGUACUGAUAAAAUUUGGCUUCUGUUUACAGUUGGACAUUUUUUGGUGUAUUCAAGUGAGCGAGCAGAACCACCAUUUCUGCUAAUUAUACAAUUUUUAUAGACAGCUUUAGUGAAAGCCUUAGUAACUUUUUUCAGUGAUAACCUCAGUAUUUCAUUUGUACUUUUUAUCUAUUCUGAUAAAGGAAUAAUUAAUUGAUAGUUAAUUUAUUAUGGAAAAAGUUUAGUUAUCUUAUUAGCACUAUGUUUUCACUACCAUGUAGCUUAAAUGCUUAAAAACAGGCAAGAUAACCAAAAACUGAGAGCUUGCAGUAAAGAUGAUGCCAAUGAUAUAAUAAAUAGGUCUUCUAAUAUUUUGGGCUGUUGCAAUUUUAUUUUUAUAUUAUUAUAAUAUUCAAGGAUCUAUAAAAGAUGUCUUUGAAUGGAGCUAUUCAAAGCAGUGUAGUUAAAUGUUGGUAUAUGUAUUUGCAGAAUAUGAGCCAACAGGGCUGCUGAGGGGCGGUAUGCACAACGGGGAGAUGUUGGUCUGUUACCUUACAAAGUAUUUUUCCAAGGACUCAAAAGUUGGUCUGGACAAGCUGCUACUUCACCUAUUGACUAAAUGUGUAUUAGUAAUCCAUAUUAUUCUGGCCUAAAUAUAUUUCAAGUGGAGAAAAUAUGUAAGGCAUAAAUCUACUUGACAUGACAUCAGAAUAUCGCAAUACUGACAAUUUACCUAAUCUUAGGUAUAAUUUAGGUCAGAAAGGACCUCUGGAGUCCGUAAACUAAUCUGCUCCUCAGAGCAGGGCUAAUUUUAAAGUUAGUCAAAGUCGCUCAGUACCUUGUCAAAUUGUGAAAAUCUUCAAGGAUGAAAUUCCCACAACCUCCCUGAGCACUUCUUCUGGUGCUUCAACUACUCUCGUAAUGCAAGUUGCUGAAACAGACAUCAUUGAAACAUUCUCGUAUGGUCCACAAGGGAAGAGACAUGGACAAGAAGCAAGCAGAAACCUGUGGUGCGAAUUUGUGCAAGUCAAUUACUCUUUUCUUUCCUUUUGAUUGACUGUACGGUCUUGAUAAUCUUAUUAAUUUUCUUGCAUAAAUGCUU
Grus americana (Whooping crane) is the source of this 4835-nucleotide messenger RNA. RefSeq names its product telomere repeat binding bouquet formation protein 1 (gene TERB1). The transcript is spliced from 21 exons. Gene Ontology annotation, biological process: meiotic attachment of telomere to nuclear envelope; homologous chromosome pairing at meiosis. The record is from RefSeq and is a predicted model, not a curated record. Lineage: Eukaryota; Metazoa; Chordata; Aves; Gruiformes; Gruidae. Bases 619 to 3018 code for a protein of 799 amino acids.